AUGCCUGAUGAAGUUAACAAAAUUUAUAUAUCAUAUAAUCAAUUACAUGAUAUUAUUCGACAAACUGUUCAACGAACAAAUCUUGUUAAAACAUUUUCACCAACACUUCUCAUUGCUAUAAGUGCUGGUGGAUUUUUACCAACAAGAAUUCUACGUAAUAUUAUUAAAUGUGAAAUAGGUGGUAAAUCAUUACCUAUUCAAACAAUAGGUUUAUGUUUAUAUGAAAGUGAAAAACAUGAAAUAUAUAAAACUCAAUGGAUAUCAACUGAUCUUAAAAAUGAUUCAUGGGCUGUAUCAUUUAAUGGUCAACAUAUUCUUAUUAUUGAUGAAGUUGAUGAAACACGUACAACAUUAAGUUAUGCUGUAAGUGAACUUGAAAAAGAUAUUGAAAAACAACGAAAUAUAUGUAAAGAAAAUAAUGAAGAAUGGAUCGAACCAAAAUUAGGUGUAUUUGUUGUACAUAAUAAAACAAUUACUAAACGUGCUAAUUUACCAGAAGAUUUAAUGAAAAAUUCUUAUUUUGUUGGUGAAAAUGUUGGUGGUGAGUGGAUUGUUUAUCCAUGGGAUGCUUUAGAUAUUGAUGAUCAUACACGUUUAGCAGAAAAUUGUAAUAAAACAAAUAAACUUACGUGUCCAUCGGUUAAUGAUGAUUGA
Adineta steineri is the source of this 654-nucleotide messenger RNA. The record is from the annotation of a GenBank genome assembly. Lineage: Eukaryota; Metazoa; Rotifera; Eurotatoria; Adinetida; Adinetidae.